AAAGACGCAUAGAUGAAGAGAAAGCUUUAGAUGAACAGAAAAAAAAAGAAGCUCAAGAGCGUCAUUUAUAUUUGACUACUAAGAUCCUGACUUUAACUAAUUUUGAGCACUACCAAGGAGUUGAUCUUGCUAAUUUUAACAAUCAACAAUACCCUCAAUCUGAAGUUCUACAAAUUAAAGUUUUAAAAAGGGACACAUAUCGUGCUUUUAAAGCCAUUGUCGCUCACAAAUUUGGUAUUUCACCUGAGAAAAUGAGAUUCUGGGAUCUUGCAAAUCGUCAAAAUAGGACUAUUAGACCAGAUACCCCAAUACUAAAUGAUUUUCUUGAUAUGACGAUGGAACAAAUCCAAAAAAAAGUAGCUCCAAGACAAAAUGAACUGAAAUUAUUUUUGGAAAUAGCAGAUAAACCAUUUAACAGCAAAGCAUGGUUCCCGCCAAAAGAGAGGAACUCUUAUCUAUUAGUUUUCAUCAAAUACUUUAAUCCAGAUACACAAUCUCUAGAAGGAGUGUGUUAUAUAUAUGUUAGAAUGUUUGGUAAAGUUGGUGAUAUUAUUCCAAUUCUUUGCAAGAUAAAGAACUUUUUACCAAAAACACCCAUGAAAAUAUACGAAGAAGUAAAACCAGACAUGAUUGAAGAGAUGAAACUCAAAUGGACUUUUAAACGAUCUGAGAUACAAAAUGGUGAUAUAAUUUGUUUCCAAAAGGUUUUAACCGAACGAGAGAUACAAAAACACACUGAUGCAGGCCGUAUUCAUGAUAUCCCAACAUUUUAUGAGUCAUUAUCUAUGCGUGUUGUUAUUCAAUUUAAGCCAAAAUAUCGUGAACAAAAACCUGAAUUUGAGUUAAUUUUAAAUAAGAACUACAAAUAUGAUGAUGUUGCUAAACGCGUUGCCGCUUUUUUAAACACAGAUCCUUUGAAAUUACAGUUUACAACUGCACGUUCACCGUCCGGUUCAUACAAAACUGUAAUUAAAAGGGUAAACAACCAGACACUGUCAGAGAUGCUUAACUUAAUCUAUCAUCCCACAAUGACUUUUUUAUAUUAUGAAAUGCUUGAUAUUGGUAUUAUUGAGUUAGGAACCAAAAAGUUCUUUAAAGUACAUUGGUUUAAAAGAAUAGUUAAGGAAGAGGAAGUGAUUGAUGUUUGUCUUCCAAAGACUGCUAUAAUCAAUGAAGUUCUUAGAGUAAUUGUACAAAAACUAGCAUUGCAAAAACCUACUCAUAGAAUUAGAUUAUAUGAUGUCUUAAAUUUCAAGAUUCAGAAUGAAUACAACAUCAAUGAUCCAAUAGAUAAAAUACAAGAAAAUAUGACUUUAUAUGCAGAGGAAAUACCUCAAGAUGAAACUGAACUAAGAUCUAAUGAUAAAUUUAUUCAAGUAUUUCAUUUUACUAAGGAGACGUUUUGCACACAUGGAAUUCCAUUUAAAUUUGUUAUUAAAGCUGGCGAACCUUUCUCUGCGACAAAGUUGCGCCUUCAAUUACGCUUAGGAAUGAACGAAAAAGAGUUUUUGAGAGUGAAAGUUGCAAUUAUACAACCAGCAUCAUAUGCCAAGCCUCAAUAUAUAGAAGAUAAUAGUGUUAUUUUAUCAAAUUAUGGAUUAACAGAUGAACUCUUAGGUCUUGAUCGUUUGGAUAAAACGGGACGUGCAGGAAGAGGAGGAGUUGUACUUGAUGUGAAUCAACGUGUUCCUGCAUUCCUUCAGGACAUCGAAAUUGAUGUUGAUCAACGUGAUUUUGCAUUCCUUCAGGGCAUUGAAAUUGAAGCAAUUGACAUUUUACUAACUAGAGAUUACGCAUUGUGA
This is a messenger RNA of Cetraspora pellucida, 1802 nucleotides long. The record is from the annotation of a GenBank genome assembly. Lineage: Eukaryota; Fungi; Glomeromycota; Glomeromycetes; Diversisporales; Gigasporaceae.